Messenger RNA from Eremomyces bilateralis CBS 781.70, 989 nucleotides. RefSeq lists its product as uncharacterized. The coding region runs from base 81 to 989 and encodes 302 amino acids. The transcript has 5 exons. NCBI's taxonomy places the organism in Eukaryota, Fungi, Ascomycota, Dothideomycetes, Eremomycetales, Eremomycetaceae. The record is from RefSeq and is a predicted model, not a curated record.
CGCACGUACAAAACAAUCCCAAAUACCGCUGAAUAAACUUCUCAUUCGGAUUAUUCAAAUUUGUCCAAUAAUCCGACGCAAUGUUACCUCCAGUAGAUCCCCAUGUUCUCGAGCAGAACCCGCAUUUCGGUGCUCUGUAUAAAGAUUUGACGACGACCAAGUUGAACCAAGAUGGGACGACGAUCAACCACAAAGACGAAGCCCGGCAAGCCGAAAUACGAAGUCAACUCUUCGAAAUCCGCGAGAGGUUGGCAAGGACCCGGAUCCUUAGAGAAGCGCUGUUAUCAUUCGCAUCCAAGAGCUCGGAUCUACCCGAUGAACUCCAAGAAGUCAUCGUGCUGCUCUUAUCCGAGUCCGAGAACGAGAUCCGCAUCCAAGCCGAAGAGCUCCUCCGGGAUGACAAACAGUACUUCCUCGAAAACAUCGACCUCAUAACCUCCACCCUUACCACCCACCUCGCCACCCUCGUCCCCCCUAUCGCCGCCCUCCUCUCCCCCGAAGACCCCUCCAUCCAAACCCUCACCACUCUACCACCACCCUCCACCCAUCCCAUCCCGCACCCCACCUCCCUCCCCCCUACCACUCUCCCCCUCGCCACCCACACCACCGCUCUCCAAACCGCCCACACCACCCUCUUCCCCGCACUCAUCACCCACCUCGAGCGGACGAUCCACGGGCAGUCGGCGCGGCAUGCGCGCGCCGAGGCGGAGCAUUUGGGGUGCGUGGCGCGGGCGAUGGAGUUGAAGGCAAGGGUGCUAGAGGGGGGGAGGGGGGAUGCGGAGGUGGAGGAGGCGUUGAAGGCGUAUGAGCGGCAUUUGGGGCGGGUGGAGAGGGGGCUGGGGGGACGGGUGGAGGCGUUGAAGGGGGAGUUGGGGGGUUAUGAAGGGAAGGGGAUGAAUGGGGUGGUAGAGAGGUAUGUGGAGGUGGUGAGGGAGGUGGAGGAGGUGAGGAGGGAGGUGGAGGAGUUGGAAGGGAGGGUGAAGGGGUGA